Messenger RNA from Hypanus sabinus (Atlantic stingray), 5248 nucleotides. RefSeq names its product E3 ubiquitin-protein ligase MARCHF8-like. Bases 318 to 1904 code for a protein of 528 amino acids. The record is from RefSeq and is a predicted model, not a curated record. The transcript has 9 exons. Gene Ontology annotation, molecular function: MHC protein binding; ubiquitin protein ligase activity; zinc ion binding. Gene Ontology annotation, biological process: protein polyubiquitination; antigen processing and presentation of peptide antigen via MHC class II; immune response. Lineage: Eukaryota; Metazoa; Chordata; Chondrichthyes; Myliobatiformes; Dasyatidae. Gene Ontology annotation, cellular component: cytoplasm; early endosome membrane; late endosome membrane.
CUGUAGGAUGUGGAGAAGGUGUGCUGGACUGUUAGGUGAUGCAUCGUUUUACAGUUCUCAGGCUCAGCUAGUUGUUGCUUACUUGAGGAGCCUCAGCAGAUUUUUCAAGCAAAUCCUAACUAUGCGGAGAGCCAAGACUUCCGAACGUAAUAAUGCCGAAAUGCGUCAAUAGCACUUCAGUGCUGGGUGGAAGUAUCUCCUUCGUAGGGAGCAUGGACCUACAGCUCAAAUAAAAUGAGAUGAGAACAAUCAUGCAGAUGAUUCCGCUGUGGUUAUAAAGCAUCCAUCAAACCUGGUAUCUAUCACUCAGCAGUAACAUGCCACUGCAGCAGAUCUCAGUUGUCCCAGCAAGGGAAACCUCUAGUAAUGGAAGGAGCUCAACAGGCAGAAACAAAGAGAAGAACAAGGAUAUGGAGAAUGACAAGUCUCCCAGACGCUCAACAAGUCGAUCAAGUAACAUAUCAAAGGCGAGUAGUCCUACAACUGCAACAGCUCCCUGGAGCCAGUCACGCACAUCUGUCAGCCCGUCUACUCAGGACAUUUGCAGAUCUGCCCGUUAUGAAGAUGGUGACACAUAUUCAACUGUCAUGGCACUCAACAUUUUCAGCAGGGACUCUGGUAGGAAACAUAUAAAACGAAGAAUUAGGAAGCAAAGGAACCUAUGUGAAAGAUGUGAGGACUUAAACAACAAGCAUUCGGAAAAGCACCCCAAAUUUUUUUGUGCAAAAGCUAAUGGAUUCCGCAGGAAUUAUUCUGAUUCGUCGUCAGAUGAAGAUCACUGGGCUCAGAUCCGAAGGAGAAGUUCAGAAAGGACAAAGGCUUUCAGGAAAAGAAAGAGAAAGAUCAAAGACCACAAAGAACAAGAGAAGAUAUCUGACGCAGCUGUGCUGUCACUGGACUCUGAAAAGGAUUGGGGUGCGAUAAGUAUUGACCCAGUUUGUAACAGGAGUAAUGCAAUGUUCUACCGAGAAAGAGAUAGGAUGCUCCAUAACAAAGAAAUGGGGAUUUCAUUAUCUCCAAUAUCUUCCAUUGAUGGGAAGAAAUCCUCAAGUAAAUGUGUGCAAAACAAAAUAUCUAUAGAAAAGGGUUCUGAGAGUUCCUCCGCUGUUGAAGAUGAAUACGUCAUGAAAAUAUCCAGAGAGAAAAGCACGAGUGUAUUACCUCUGUGCAUGAUUGGAACAGCUAUUAAUUCUGAGCCCGGCGGGGGAGUUAGAGCUACCCAGUCUCAAACUGCAGAUGAAUGGCCUGAUGAUGGUGAAGUCUGCAGGAUCUGCCACUGUGAAGGAGAUGACGACAGUCCACUCAUCACACCUUGUCGCUGUACAGGGACACUCCGUUUCGUACACCAGGCCUGCCUGCACCAGUGGAUCAAGAGCUCUGACACGCGCUGCUGUGAACUCUGUAAAUACGAUUUCAUAAUGGAGACAAAACUCAAACCUCUGCGUAAGUGGGAAAAACUGCAGAUGUCAACAAGUGAGAGGAGGAAGAUUGUCUGCUCGGUCACAUUCCACAUCGUUGCCAUCACGUGCGUCGUGUGGUCCUUGUACGUUCUGAUAGAUCGGACCGCAGAGGAGAUCAAACAGGGUAAUGACAAUGGUGUUCUAGAAUGGCCGUUUUGGACAAAAUUGGUGGUUGUGGCCAUUGGAUUUACAGGAGGUCUUGUCUUCAUGUAUGUACAAUGUAAAGUCUACUUUCAGCUCUGGCGGAGAUUAAAAGCAUACAACAGGGUUAUCUUUGUACAGAACUGCCCAGACACUGGCAAGAAGACUGAUGACAGGAACACUUCAAAUAGUCAGAACUCUGACAACAAAGACAGCGUUACGGUGCCAGUGUCACAGACAGAAACGACCUUACAGAGAGCACCAGAGGUGCAGGUCGGUAUUCCUGAAGUUGCACCGGUGUGAUCCGUGUUUCUGAAGUUCAUUUGAAGAAUUGCACAUGUUUUUGGAAAUCAGUUCCCUUCAGAAAUAUCAGGACUAAGAAAUGAGCAGUUCGUGUCAGAAGCCUGCCGGAAGUACAGAUCAACAGAAAACCAGCAUGUCAGUCUUUGGAAAUGAACUAAGUAGUGGUGUGUUCAUUGUUGUUGGACAAGAUACACGUGGUAUUCAAAGAAUAUGUGCAAUGUCCUAAUUAGGGUUUUGUAGAGGAGAAGAACUUUUAACUUUAUGGCUUUAAAGGUAAAACAUUUUGGUAUUGUUAGGCUCUGUUUUGAAAUGUUAAUCUUCGAGAAACAGUCUUUCAACAUGUUACAGUGUUGACUUAACCAUAUAUAUGUUUAACCUAGACAGAGCAAAUUUUCCAAUGAAACGUGUUGCACAGAAUACGUUACCGAGCUGAUGAAGAAGAGUAAGAUUGGUAUUCUUUAUGCAUUUUAACACACCAAUAUCACCAUGACUUAAGUCAGCUUGGAACCCUUUAAGAACCACCCAACUUAAAAUUAUUAUUAAUAAAAUUAAAUCAUUGCGAUAUUUUAACUUUUAUCCAAGCAAAUAUUAAAUGUUGGUAAUAGUCUAACAAUGUGCUGAUUAUGGGGUCUGAGUCCAAACCAGGAAAACAAUUAAAAUCCUCCAAUAGGAAAUAGGAAAUCCUCUAUUAGGGAAUACUAUAAUUUAACAAUUUUUGAUUUACUAAGGUCACAGGAAGUUCAGGUGAACUAAAAAGCUUCAUCUUUAAUGCAAGAUGGAUGGACGUGGCUCUGUAUUUUAAAGGAAACCAGAUAUUAAUCAUCAUAAUUCUUAUGUGUCACCAUGAUAAUCUAUGAGUGCUAGCAAUUGAAGAGCCAAGAAAUGUUCUCUCCAUUAAUAGGGGGUCAUUGCAACAAAACAAUUACUCCCGCUGCUUUGGGAGAUAAACAGGGUAGAGUUGUAUUGCCCUACGGUUCUGAAACAGAUACCACAAUAUGGAACCUCCCAGAGGAUACAGAAUAAGCAAGGCUUAUGGUCAAACUUCAAUAACUAGCUAAAGUAUUUAUUUUAGUAAAGUUAAUUUUGAUGCUACAUGUUUCAUUCAUCAGUCACAUUAACCCUUUAUAGAGAGAAAAUUCAAAGACCUGAGCUUUUCAAGCAGCUGCCUGUGCACCACUAAUAAGUUUGCUUGGUUUGUAUUGCUAGGUGAAAUCAUGUCUUUCUAGAUAUGUCACAGGGUUUUUGUUUCCUAUGUUAAUAAUGCCAACUUCAAAUAUGCACCAAAAGACAACUUAUUUACAAAAAAGCCCAUUCUGCACUUACCAUUGUAACUUAUUAAAGUGGCCAUUGUUGGAGUGGGCCAGUGUUAGAAUGGUCCAGCUUUGGCUCAACAGACUUGAGCAAGCACAGAUGGAGGCUCUAAGUAAGUUUCAAGUAGUAAGUUUCUUUUUCUCUCUGUUAGUACAUAACUGAAAAUAUAUGUGGAGGUACUCGUAUGUUCUUUGUGUGAGAUGUGGGGACUCUCCCUGGUAAUCUGCAUGAAGUGCAUCGAGCUGAAGAUCCUUAGAGACUGUGUUAAGGAACUGGAGCUCCAGCUGGAUGACCUCCGGCUCAUACAGGAAAAUGAGGAGGUGCUAGAUAGGAACUAGGGGGAGGUAGUCACAUCUAACUUACAGGAGGCAGGUACCUGUAUAACUGUCAGGAGAGAGAAAGGGAGUAGGUGGCCAGUGCAGAGAAUCCUUGUCUCUCAACACUGCACAUCACAGCAUUAGAGUGGUUAUAGAUACACAAUAUUCAUUUAAAUCAUAUUUCACCUACAUUCACUUCAUUGAAGAAACAGAAAUCUGGACACUGGGUUUGCCAGUGUGGCUGGUACCCCUCAAGCACAGGCAGAGUAAAGAAUUCCCUUGGUAACUGGCAGCUUUCUCUUUUGGGGAGUGCUUUCCACUGCCACAGCAUUCAGGUGGCUGUGGAUGAUCAGAGGGAUAUCCUAACAAUGAACGCUGUAUUCUGGGAGACUGAGCUGCCAGAUGUUCUCCACAUCAAGCAACUUCCAGCCGUACCAUGUCUACAGAUUGUACAUACAAUGAGAGCUACACAAGUAGCAAAUUUAUUGCGGGAAGUGGCAGUCGGGCGUCUGAAUAUAGGGGGGUGGGGGUGAUAAAUGGCAAUAAACAGCCAGCAGGUGCAAAGCUUUGUCGUGGUAUGGUAUGUGCUGCAAAUUCUAGUGAUCAGCAGACACUGGAAGUUGUUAUCAGAGGAAGUGAAACAUGCAAAGCUGGAGGACAGAAAUGCUGGAUGAAGAACAACGGGAGCAAGAGGAACAGGACAGAAAUGCUGGAUGAAGAACAACGGGGGCAAGAGGAACAGGAGGAUAAAGUACUGAUCACAACGGUGAAAUUAAUAAAUCCCUGAUACAUCUACUGAAAUGGCUUACUGCAGCUGUGUUCACUGUUUCUCCACCUUGUCAGGUCACAAAAUGUACUGGGAAUUCUUUAGGGCCUGUGUUAUUGAUUAGUUUGAUGUGUGAAUUGCUUAAUGCUAUUUCAAAAGAAUUUUUGGCCAUUUUUAUAUUUUUUGCAAGUGAUUCAAUGAGGCAUUAGUUCCCUUGCCCAGAACGUGAAAUGAGAAAGUACAUUUUUAUAGAUGGUUUAAAAUGAUUCAGCUAUCAUGAAGUUGGGGGUUUUAGCCAAUAUAUAUGAGAUGAAUGUAGAAUGUGAAAAAGUUGUAUUUUUGAUAAUGCCUUUCCUCCCAUCCCCCAUCUAGGAACUGAAUGAUUUCACUGCUCAGACAUACCCUUUUGAUUACCAGAUUAUAAACAGAGAUUUCCUUUUAACUCCAACAUGAGUGAAUUGUGAACACUACAGCAUAGCAUCCUGACCAUAGCAUAGUCCUUCAUUCCAAUAAAACUUUCCAAGCUAUAGACCAUGGUUAUUGGGUUUAGACAACCGAAUGAUGAAGCUGCAUCACAAGAAGAUUUUGUUAAGUAAGUCAUUUCUCCAUAAAACAAUUAAUAUUACUUAAAACAAUAUACAAAGGGUGCACACCUGAUACUAUUGUGAGAUCUUUCAACAUUUUUUCCAGUUUUGGGAUUUGAUCAGUGUGUUUUUUAGCUCCUGACACAAAAAUCUUCAUCUUGUUCUUGCCGAUCUAAUAUUGAGAACGUUUGUCCGUCCCAUUUCUCUAUGUCACAACCAGAACUGACUUUGUGUAGUUUUUAUUUUGUCCAGUUCCUUAGAAAAAUGGGUAGAUUGUUUUGUGCAGUAAUUGUAUAUUUAAAACAGAAAAUCAUUGAAAAUAAUGAAAUUAUUUAAAAAUGUUUGUGCAAUAUAUUUAUAAAAUAA